AUGAUCCGACGCACCUUCUCCCGUAUUACUCGCAUGGACUUCCAGAUACCCUAUGGGGCCUACGUCAGACCGUUCCUGGAGUAUGCCAACCAAGUUGUCUACUCAGGACGCACGAAAGACGUCACCCUCAUUGAGCGUGUCAGGCGGACCGCUACGAGAAUGGUUGCGGGCCUCAAAUCCGUGGGCUACGAAACGCGAUACGCGAUGCUUGAUCUCUUUCCCCUGGAGUACCGUCGCCUCCGAAAGGACCUAAUCCUUACUUAUGCUCUGUUUGAACAAAGCUUGGAAAACAGGUUUUUCACCGUUGACCCGGCAAAUACACAGCGGGGACAUAGGACCAGAAAAUAUCACGAGGAUGGAUGCCAAAAAGGGUUUGGGCAUCUGAGUCUUCUCAAACUUGUCCUUCUCACUGCACCAUGA
Messenger RNA from Opisthorchis viverrini, 420 nucleotides. RefSeq lists its product as hypothetical. The transcript has 2 exons. Lineage: Eukaryota; Metazoa; Platyhelminthes; Trematoda; Opisthorchiida; Opisthorchiidae. The record is from RefSeq and is a predicted model, not a curated record. The coding region runs from base 1 to 420 and encodes 139 amino acids.